UCGGGAGAAGUGAGGACCGAGAAAUAGCAGAAGUAGGAGAGUUCGAGCGAGCGUCAUGUCUCUUGGUGCACGCCCCCCCACACACACACACACACACACACACUGGGAGAGGAAACUCUAUCAGAAGUGAUAAACAAGUGAGUGUGAGGUACCAACUUGCACGAGAGAGAAGAGAAAGAAAGAAGAGAGAAGAGUGUGGACGGAACUAAAAUAGGUUAAGAAGGAAAAGAGAGAGAGAGAUCUCUGAGAGGAGGAGUGUAGCUGUGAGCCGGCACUGACACUUCUGGUGGAGAUCACAUGGGCCGAUGUCACCUCUCGCUGUAUUUUCCCUCCAAGCACUGGAAAUGAGGAGAGACAUGUCUACACCCUUAAAAACGAGGACUGGAUACCAGACCACGACGAGAGCAUCCUAAGGACCACACUGACUCUGGAUGACAACCUGCUUCAUUUUUUAUUUUUAUUUUUGUAAAAAUGCUUGGCUUCCUUUUGCACCAUCACAAGAGACGAGUUUGGAUCAUAUGCUUGGAUUCACAGAGGAAAUGGGCGCCUUGAGGAGCUCAACCAUUAACGUUCCACAAUGACCUCAGGGUGAGCAAAUAAGACUGACUAAUCGACUUUCUUUGGAGCUUUGGGGAAAUCCUACAGAUCUGGACAAAUGAGAGGAAAAUGAAUGAUACCACAUGUGAAAACGAAACGACACAGAGAGCUAUUCGAGAAUACCAGCAUUACACCUAUGCGGUCAUCUACACUGUAAUCCUGGUCCCUGGGUUGAUCAGCAACGUCCUGGCGCUCUGGGUCUUCCAUGCCUACGUGAAAGAGACGAAGAAGGCUGUGAUCUUCAUGAUCAACCUGGCCAUCGCCGACCUGCUGCAGGUGCUUUCCUUACCUUUGCGUAUUUACUACUACCUGAACAAGUCCUGGCCUUUCGGACACUCCCUCUGCAUGUUUUGCUUCUACCUGAAGUAUGUGAACAUGUACGCCAGCAUCUACUUCCUGGCGUGCAUCAGUUUGAGACGCUGUUGGCUCAUUAUUUACCCGCUGCGCUACAGUGGCGCAAAAAGGUGGCGCGACAGGGGCUGGUGCGCGGUGGGCUGGUUUAUCGUAUGUAUUGGAUGCCUGCCUUUUCCCUUGCUGAGAAAGAACUCAACAACCAACUCGACUGACUCCAUCUGCUUCUCAGAGCUGCCGAUGGGUCCUCUGACCAUGGCCGGCGGAGUGACGCUCGUCACCCUGGCGGAGAUCACGGGUUUCCUGUUGCCGCUAGGCGUGGUGCUCACCUGCACGUGUUUAACCGCCGCCAGUUUGCGGGAAAAGAACUGCAUCUUGCAAGAUGCUGGAGAAAAGCGCAAAGCGCUCAAGAUGGUCCUGAGCUGCGCUUGUGUUUUCUUGGUCUGCUUCAUGCCGUACCACAUCACCUUCCCCUUGGACUUCUUGGCCAAGUCAAAGAUGAAAGUUAGCUGCACUUUUAGGAAGGCCAUCCUCCACUCCCACCCUAUAACCCUGUGCCUGGCCAGCUUCAACUCCUGCCUGGACCCGGUCAUGUACUACUUCACCACUGAUGAAUUCAAGCGGCGGCUCUCGAGACCGGAGCUGCCGGAAAGCUUCCACUUGCACAGAAGGAUUUCCUCGACGACGACCGAGGCCACGGCACUGCAGUCGGACUAUAAAGAAUGAGGGCAAAGACUUUGGGACGUACUGUAACUUUUUUAUUUUACUGUAGUCAUUGAUUUUGGAGGGUAUGACCCUCAAAAGCCUGCAGACUAAGCUUGAAAAUACAACCAAAUCAAUUCCAAAAAAAAAAAAAAGCUGGGAUGGUGUGUGAAAUAUACAGGGGUUGGACAAUGAAACUGAAUUCUGCCUUGAUUUGGGCAGCCGUGGUUUUAUGUUUUUUGGAUACAAUCCCUUUCAGACAGCUUCCUCUUACAGCGUCCACAGUUAAUCCUGUUGGAUGUGGUUGGUCCUUUUUGGUGGUAUGCUGACAUUACCCUGGAUACCGUGGCUCUUGAUGCAUCACAAAGACUUGCUGUCUUGGUCACAGAUGCUCCAGCAAGACGUGCACCAACAAUUUGUCCUCUUUUGAACUCUGGUAUGUCACCUAUAAUGUUGUGUGCAUUGCAAUUUAUUUAGAGCAGAACUGUGCUCUUACCCUGCUAAAUGAACCUUGUUUCAGUUUCAUUGUCCAACCCCUGUAAAUAAAAACAGAAUUCAGUGAUUUGCAAAUCUAACAGGCCCAUCAUUCAUUUACGAUAAAAAAAAAAUAGCACACAUAUCAGAUGCUGAAAGUGAGACAUUUUAAUGACGAUUAACAAAAUCAAUAUCAUACUGAAUAUCAUACCACCUGCUAGUGGAGGUGAUCUCAGUCUGGUCCUAAACAAACUCUGGAGCGGUUCUCUUGUGGUGAGAAUGUGAUCUGAUCUCGAUCCGACACAGCUACCAAAUAUACUUCUUUUUUUUUGAGGAGUUUUGAGCUAAACUGCUGAUAUGGAGCAGUUUAAUCUGAUGGAUUAGCCAGAUAAUGCUAAUAGCAUGGUACCAAUGCUAUGAACAAACGCUGUCCCUGCUGCUGCUCCAUGCUGUUUACACACUGAGCACUGAGCAUGUGCAUCAUUCACUGCUCUCAGCCGCAAGACCCAUUACAGUGUGUUUAAAAGCACAUAAUGCGCAUUUUGGUGUGUUUAGGUGUGUUUAUGCCUGUGUGAAAAUAAACCAAACAGAGGGAGGAACGCUCCAAAUAAACAAAUUCAUCAAAUGAUCCGGACCGUAGAAACUUUCACAACUACAGCUGUAAAAUAAACCUUAAUGCAGUUCCACCUGAGGGCCUGAAGAUCACCAGCAUCAAAUUCCUAAUUGAUUGUUGGCUUCUCUGAAACUUAUGAUGAUAUUAUGCACUUUUGAUGGUGGGGUUUUCAAGGUCAAGGGCUAUUUUAAUUUGAGGAACAUAUGGUACAAUUAUUUCAUAAUUUUUAUACUUUUUUUGCAUAUGGCUGAACUUUUGCCUCUCUAAAAUGCUCUUUUUACACUGUUUUUUUGUUUCUCUCAACUUUUUUUGAGAUGCGUUGAAAAAUAGUUUUUUUAUUUUGUGAAAUGGUAUGAAAUGUCCCACUUUUAACAUUUCAUAUGUGUAAAAUAUGGGUCUAUGAGAUUUGCCAAUCAUUGCUUUCUAUUUUUAUUUAUAUUUAAAAACAAUUCACAGCAUUUUCACACAUUUUUGGAUUUGGUGUUGUAUGUACAGUGUAUCUGUAUAAGUAGGGCACCUUAGAACCAUUACUUUUACUCCCUUUAGUCCCUUAAUCAUGGGAAAAAAAACCUGUGGAGAAGUAAGUUAUAUCUUAAGAUAUGAAUUACGAUGAUCUGUGCGCUGUGAACUCAGUAGUGUAUAAAACUGCAGAUAAAGAAUAUAUUUAUGAAUGAAUGAAAGGUCUGAAGUGGCCAAUGAUAUGAGUGUGUAUAGUAUAUAUAUAUAUAUAUAUAUGUACAAGAGCUUUUAAAGACUAUCAAAAACUAUGAAUUUAUGCCAAUGUGAACAUGAAAUCCAAAGAAAAAAGGAAAGAAAUGGAAAGAAAAGGUUCAGAGAGCCUCUUUUCUUGUGAAUAAGAUGAAAUUGAAUGUGAACACAUAAUAAAAUAUGAUUUGUGACCAAUAAAUACAGCACAUAAAUACAGCCUGAUCCAAAUACACACUAAUUUCUUAUCAAA
Astyanax mexicanus (Mexican tetra) is the source of this 3695-nucleotide messenger RNA. RefSeq names its product G protein-coupled receptor 174 (gene gpr174). The record is from RefSeq and is a predicted model, not a curated record. The transcript has 2 exons. Gene Ontology annotation, cellular component: membrane. Lineage: Eukaryota; Metazoa; Chordata; Actinopteri; Characiformes; Acestrorhamphidae. The coding region runs from base 667 to 1674 and encodes 335 amino acids. Gene Ontology annotation, molecular function: G protein-coupled receptor activity. Gene Ontology annotation, biological process: positive regulation of Rho protein signal transduction; phospholipase C-activating G protein-coupled receptor signaling pathway.